AUGCCGUACGACAACGACGGCGGCAGCAACAUCUGGUGCGCAGCCGUAUGCGAAUUAACCGUCAGAUGGCUACUCCUAAUCCCGGUUCUCUUCAUAUGUUUCUGCCUCAGCUUCCAAAACCACAAACCCUUAUGCCACGUGGUCGAUUUCUACGCUCCCGCCCUCGAUACAUACUCGAUCAAUAAUAAUAAUUACAAUAUCAACAACACCUUCGUCUUCUUCGACCUCAAGCUCGAAAACGUGAUGCCCUUCAACGGCCUUCUCUACGGGGAUUUAAACCUAACCUUUUCGUACGGCGACCCGCCCGGUAGAAAAAUCGGGUCGCUGGGCUUGCCCGGAUUCUACCAGAGGAUGAGGAAGACCGCCCACCGCAGGGACGUGGCCAACACGCGCGGUGUGCCGUGGGCGGAUGCGUUUGCGUCUGUUUCGAAGAAUGGAUCAUCGUCGUCGGUGGUGGUUUUUCGGGUGGAUUUGGAGACGGAGGUUAGGUCGAAGUGUUACUUUUGGUAUAUGAAAAAGCAGAGGGUGAUGGUUGGCGGCGAUGUUCGAGUUGGGAACACCGGAGUUCAAGUCGGGGAUGUGGCGGUUCUGCUCAAGUCCGCGGCGGCGAGGAUGCGUUUCCACGUUUCGAAAAUCGAAACUCUAUGA
This is a messenger RNA of Erythranthe guttata (spotted monkey flower), 648 nucleotides long. RefSeq names its product protein NDR1. Gene Ontology annotation, cellular component: plasma membrane; plasmodesma. Gene Ontology annotation, biological process: defense response to other organism. The record is from RefSeq and is a predicted model, not a curated record. Lineage: Eukaryota; Viridiplantae; Streptophyta; Magnoliopsida; Lamiales; Phrymaceae.